AUGGCGUUCUCAUUUAGUCACGCUCUACGCUCCGUCUGGCAUACUAUGACCAGCUACGAUCGACAUGCAACCAUCGACUCACCGUACCGAACCGGACGCCAUACUCCUCUCGUCAGUAAUCGAAACAGCGUUCUCACGUCCGUCGCCACAGCGUCCGAAUCGCACACACAUAUCGCGUCGCCGUAUCUCGACGAGAAUGGUCAGUCCUUAUCGCGGGAGAAUAGCCACUCUCAGUUCAAUGGAGCAGGCUCAGUUUCUCCAUACACACCCUCGAGUCCCGCUCCUUAUUCGCCCGGGAUGAGGUCACAGUCCGCCCGCCGGGAAAGCCAGGCCGAUGGUUUCGAGAUGCAGGGCUCCGGCGAUGUUCCCAUGCAGUCUUUCCAGGACGGCCUACCCCCACCGCCUCCCGUCUCCCACUCGUGGCGCAAGAUCGAUGCGUGGGCCGAAGAGAACUAUCCCGAACUGUACGACCAGCUUUGUGAAGGGGCUACUCGCAAUGAUCUCAACGAGUUGGAGCACCAGCUCGACUGCACACUUCCUCAGGAUGUACGCGAGUCUCUGAUGGUCCACGAUGGCCAAGAACGCUGGGGAACCCCGACCGGCAUCAUCUUCGGCUCGAUGCUCCUCGACUGCGAGGAGCUCGUGCAAGAAUGGGAGACCUGGCGCAAGGUGAAUCAACAGUUCCUUUUGGACACCGCUGGUCCCAGGCCCGCCGCCCCCACCAGUCAGGCGUCCUCUUCGACGGCUCCCCCCGCCCGGGCAGGCCCCAACAACCCGGCGUGGCGGCAGGACCUCCUUGGUCGCCAAGAUUCAGUGCCUCCCGGUGCCAUUCAGAAGGCAUAUGCCCACCCAGGUUGGAUUCCUCUUGUGAGGGACUGGGGUGGCAAUAACCUAGCUGUCGACGUGGCGCCCGGUCCUAAUGGGAAAUGGGGCCAGAUAAUCCUUUUCGGUCGCGAUUAUGACACGAAGUAUGUCGUGGCCCGCUCCUGGGCGCACUUCCUUGGCAUCGUGGCCGACGACCUUUACAGCGGCAAAUGGUUUGUGGACGAAGAGACCAACGAGCUCAAGCUGCGGGAGUUCAGGGAAACACGAGUGGAGCCUCCCUACUUCAGCAUCUUGCGGUGGCGCAUGGAUCAGAAGCACGGCCGCAAGGUCGCCAACCGGAAAUCCCGCGUGCCCCCUAACCGAACUGCAUCGCCCGUAGGAUCAGGCGCAAAUUCGCCAUAUACUAGCCCCACCGAGCCUUCCAAUGCUGAGCCCCGGGGCCGGUCUAUGCAGCGCCUCAGCAGCUCGAGUCCCCUCGCCAGCCCCCGACCCGCUAUCGGCAAACCGAGUCCCCUGGCACGCGUAACCGAAGAAACAGCUCUGCCUGACCUGGCCGAGAGCAGUUUGAACCCCGCUAAUCUGGUUGAACUGGAAACACCUCGCCCUAGUGAGGAUGAGGUCAAGCAAACCCCGUCCCAGACGUCUCUUUUACCUGGUUCCGAUUCCAACGAGGGGAAGAAUGGCAAGGAAACUGCGCCUCCGCCAGCCAGCGGGAACAAGGGUGCCGAAGCGGCGUCGGAGCCGAUGAAAGAAAUCGAAAUAUAG
This is a messenger RNA of Sodiomyces alkalinus F11, 1590 nucleotides long. Its product is annotated as glucan synthesis regulatory protein. The transcript is spliced from 3 exons. NCBI's taxonomy places the organism in Eukaryota, Fungi, Ascomycota, Sordariomycetes, Glomerellales, Plectosphaerellaceae. The record is from RefSeq and is a predicted model, not a curated record. Bases 1 to 1590 code for a protein of 529 amino acids. Gene Ontology annotation, biological process: cell wall biogenesis; regulation of fungal-type cell wall biogenesis. Gene Ontology annotation, cellular component: mating projection tip.